AUGGCGUUCCAAGCCCAAGAGACUCACUCAAAGGCCGACGAGAAACCGUUCAUCAAGCAAUACAAGCUCUUCCAUGCAUCUUUCGCUCAGUUCUGCUAUACUGGUGCUCAAGUCGCCAUUGCGAGUUUCUUCAUCAACUACGCCGUCGAGUUGCGUCCCAACACGUCAGAAUCUGUAGGAGCAAAGCUCUUUGCCGGUGCGCAAGCAGCCUUCACAGUUGGUCGAUUUUUUGGAACAUUUCUCAUGAAGUUCAUCAAGCCCAGAAAGGUGUUUCUGGUGUUCCUGACCAUGUGUAUCGUCUUCAUCGGCCCGCCUAUUGUUCAUCACGGUAACGCCGGUAUCGCAUGUCUCUACAUCGUUCUCUUUUUCGAGUCCAUCUGUUUCCCUACUAUUGUGGCGCUAGGUAUGAGAGGUCUUGGACGACACACCAAGAGAGGUAGUGGUUUCAUCAUUGCUGGUGUUAUCGGCGGUGCUUGUGUUCCUCCUCUGACAGGAGCUGUGGCUGAUAUGCAUGAUAUGGGAAUCUCCAUGGUUGUUCCCAUGAUCUUUUUCGUGGUGGCUUUGUCGUAUCCCAUUGCCGUCAACUUUGUUCCCGCUUACAAGAACGUUGUGGAUGUCUUUUACGAGGCGGAUAUUGGUAUUGGCGAUCGAACUAUCGACGAGGAGAAGAUUCAAGGUGGGCACGUCGAAGAGAAGGGCGAAUUGCCAGCUGCUCGUUAA
Molecule: messenger RNA, 720 nt
Organism: Fusarium poae
Lineage: Eukaryota; Fungi; Ascomycota; Sordariomycetes; Hypocreales; Nectriaceae
Exons: 1
Coding region: 1-720 (239 amino acids)
Source: RefSeq, a predicted model, not a curated record